This is a messenger RNA of Leptopilina heterotoma, 2624 nucleotides long. RefSeq names its product carnitine O-palmitoyltransferase 2, mitochondrial-like. Gene Ontology annotation, molecular function: carnitine O-palmitoyltransferase activity. The record is from RefSeq and is a predicted model, not a curated record. Gene Ontology annotation, biological process: fatty acid beta-oxidation. The coding region runs from base 222 to 2198 and encodes 658 amino acids. Gene Ontology annotation, cellular component: mitochondrion. The transcript is spliced from 7 exons. NCBI's taxonomy places the organism in Eukaryota, Metazoa, Arthropoda, Insecta, Hymenoptera, Figitidae.
UCAGUACUCGACACGGUUUCGAAUGAUAUUGACAUGAAUUAUUAUUUUUCUUAUUAGAGUGAUUAUUUGUCAAAGACUAUUAUUAAUAUUGAAAUUUUUUGUAAUAAACAAUUUGUUCCAAGUUUCUGCAAUAAAUGUUCAGUGAAGAUAUUUUUUGGUGUAUAUAGUCAUUUUUUACGUAGCCACACAUUCUAAAUAAUCAUUUUAUAACAGUUUGAAUUAUGCAUCAACUUCAAAAGAUUCAGGAAAGUUUUACCCUGCUAUUCCUUCUUCCACAAACGAGAGGCUCAACUGAAGAGAAACACAAGACUGACAAUGAUUACGAAUUUAUACAAAGGAGCAAAAUACGUACAAUGCAUUUUCAGGCAUCCUUGCCUCGACUUCCAAUUCCAAAAUUGGAAGACACCUGUCGACGAUAUUUGAACGCACAAAAACCUCUACUGAGUGAAGAAGAAUUUACAAAAACAAAAUCCUUCGUCAAUCAAUUUUUGGAAAAUGAAGGACUGAUAUUUCAAAAUGAAUUAAUUAAAAAGGACAAAAAAAAUCGGCACACUAGUUACAUUAGCGAAUACUGGUUCGACAUGUACCUGAGAGAUCGAAGGCCAUUGCCAAUAAAUUACAAUCCAAUUAUAAUCUACACUCAAGAGAGUGACGAGCGCUACAAUGAUCAACUGGUGAAAGCAACGAAUUUCAUUGUCUCUUCGGCUCGAUUCAUGAAAUCACUGAGGGCUGGAAUUCUGGAACCAGAAGUUUUUCAUUUGAAUCCUAAAAAGUCGAAUACCGAAUUAUUUCGCACAAUUAUAAGCAUGCUGCCUUCGUGGAUUUCCUGCUACGGAGCGUAUGCUUUUAAAGCUUUUCCAUUAGACAUGUCCCAGUACGAGAAUCUAUUCAAUUCGACGAGAAUUCCUGAAUUUGGGAAAGAUCGAAUUUUUUUGGAAAAAUCAGCUCGUCACAUUCUGGUAAUGAGAGGCGGUAACUUUUACUGUUUCGACGUUAUAAAUCCUGAUGGUACUCUAGUUUCGCCGGUGGAAAUUGCCGCAAAUUUGAAUUUCAUUCUCGGAGACAACAAAGGAAGUUCAAAAAAUCCCAUUGGAAUUUUCACUACAUCUGAGAGAGAUCAGUGGGCGAAAGCGAGGGCACAUCUUUUGAAAAUAGGAAACAAUGAUGUCUUGCAGAAAAUCGAUUCAGCAGCAUUUGCUCUAAUUUUAGACGAUGAAGAUUUCAGUCAAGAAUUUAUGAAUCUUUUACGCAACUUUCUCCACGGCGACGGCAAAAAUCGAUGGUUCGAUAAAUCUUUUUCUCUAAUUAUUACCAAGGAUGGUUCUGCUGCUGUGAAUUUCGAACAUUCUUGGGGUGAUGGCAUUGCUAUUCUCAGAUAUUUUCAAGACGUGAAGACUGACAUUUCGAAGCACUGGUGGUUUCAACCAGAAGACAAAUUGUUAAUUUCGAAAAUAAAACCGGAUGUAGAAUCAUUAGAGUUUACUGUAGAUGAAAAAGUGAAAGAUAUGAUUGAAUUUGAAGUGAAAAAAUACAAAGAAUUGACAGAUUCUUUAAGUGUCGAUUAUAUUAAAUAUGACGAAUUUGGAAAAGAGUUGAUUAAACAGUUUGGUGCUAGUCCCGACGCAAUAAUUCAAUUGGCUAUUCAAUUGGCAUUUUACAAACAAGAGGGACGAACUGCUGCUAGUUAUGAGUCUUGCAGCACUGCCGCUUUUAAACACGGACGCACAGAUACUGUGAGACCUUGCACGGAGCAAACGAAAAAAGUUUGCUCAAUUUUGGCUGAAAAAUCAUCAGAAGUUUCCAACGCAGAGUUGAAGAAGAUGAUUGUUGAUUGUAGCAAGGCGCACACCGAACUUGUCAAGAAUGCUGCUAUGGGUCAGGGCUUUGAUCGACAUCUCUUUGCAUUAAAAAAAAUGCAAGAAGAGUUGGGUUCAAGUAAGAGUCCCCUUUUUGAAGAUCCAGCAUUCUCAUCGUUAAACUAUAAUAUUUUAUGUACAUCCACAUUAUCUACUCCGGCUAUGCUUGGUGGUGGAUUUGGACCCGUUGUUCCAGAAGGUUUUGGAAUUGGGUAUAUGAUGCUGAAUAAGGAAAUAAGAGGACUAAUAACAAGUUAUUCAGAACAUAAAAACGCAAAAGAAUUUGUUAAAAAUCUUACAGCAGCGCUGGAAGACAUCCGGAAAGUGGUGAUUUCUCCUUGAAAUUUCUGAUAUUUAUCUAAAUCUACGUUUUCAAAUUUUUUUUACUUGAGUUUUGAAAAGCUCUCUAAAUAAAAGUUUUUUGUUGCAUUUUUUAUAGUUAUCUAUAUAUUAUUCAUUAUAUAUAUAUUUAUCUUCAUUUUUACAGAGGUUGUAGCAAUUUUUAUAAUAAAUAUAUACUUAUACACUGUAUACAUUUAUUUUCUUUUAAUUGAUGACUUCUAAAAAAAAAAAAAUGAUUUCUACAAUUUACUUACUUUUCUUCUAAUGAAGAAUUAAUGAGAACUUUAAUACAACAAUGAACUAUAUCUUAUCAACAAUAUACAUAGAACGAUAGGGCCUAAAAUCCAUCAACUUUACUCAUUUUAGGCUCUGGAGAAUAAAUCAUUAAAUAACACACUUCUUGAGUCCAUUUAGACAAAAUGAAAU